Messenger RNA from Solanum lycopersicum (tomato), 1164 nucleotides. It is a transcript of the gene PIP1-5, whose product is annotated as aquaporin PIP1-5. The record is from RefSeq and is marked validated. Gene Ontology annotation, biological process: response to water deprivation; transmembrane transport. NCBI's taxonomy places the organism in Eukaryota, Viridiplantae, Streptophyta, Magnoliopsida, Solanales, Solanaceae. Gene Ontology annotation, cellular component: plasmodesma; plasma membrane; vacuole. Gene Ontology annotation, molecular function: water channel activity.
AUCAAAUUUGGUUCUUGCACUGACCACUCAGCACAAAGAAAGCAAAAAAAAAAAAAAGAAGAAGAAAAAAGCUUCAAUCUUUGUGAAAAAAUGGCAGAAAACAAGGAAGAAGAUGUUAAGCUUGGAGCUAACAAGUUUAGGGAAACUCAACCAUUAGGUACAGCAGCUCAAACAGACAAAGAUUACAAAGAGCCACCACCAGCUCCAUUGUUUGAACCAGGGGAGUUGUCAUCAUGGUCCUUUUACAGGGCUGGUAUUGCAGAGUUCAUGGCAACUUUCUUGUUCUUGUAUAUCACAAUCUUGACUGUUAUGGGUCUUAAGAGAUCUGAUAGUUUAUGUUCUUCAGUGGGUAUUCAAGGGGUUGCUUGGGCUUUUGGUGGUAUGAUCUUUGCUUUGGUCUACUGUACUGCUGGUAUCUCAGGAGGACACAUCAACCCAGCUGUGACCUUUGGUCUUUUCUUGGCAAGGAAAUUGUCCUUGACCAGGGCUGUUUUCUACAUGGUGAUGCAGUGCCUUGGUGCAAUCUGUGGUGCUGGUGUUGUGAAGGGCUUCAUGGUAGGACCAUACCAAAGACUUGGUGGUGGUGCUAAUGUUGUUAACCCUGGAUACACCAAGGGUGAUGGCCUUGGUGCUGAAAUUAUUGGCACCUUUGUCCUUGUUUACACUGUUUUUUCAGCCACUGAUGCCAAGAGAAAUGCCAGAGACUCACAUGUUCCUAUUUUGGCACCACUUCCUAUUGGAUUCGCAGUGUUCUUGGUUCAUUUGGCCACCAUCCCCAUCACCGGAACUGGCAUCAACCCCGCCAGGAGUCUUGGAGCUGCUAUCAUCUACAACGACGAGCAUGCAUGGAAUGACCACUGGAUCUUCUGGGUUGGACCAAUGAUUGGAGCUGCUCUUGCUGCUAUUUACCACCAAAUAAUUAUCAGAGCUAUGCCAUUCCACAGGUCUUAAGUUAUCUGUCUUUAAACAAUGGGAUUCUCAAAGACUCAACAGUGUACUUUUGUCUUCUUUUUUUGGGGGGUUGAAUGUUCAAGUUUCUCCUUCAAUGUAUUUGUAAUGUGGAUCUGUUCCUUCUGUUAAGAUGUUCUAUUAUGUGUGUAAAUUAUCAGGUUAUGAUAAUGUAAUGUACCUUAUCAAUGAAGGUUCUUUAUUUUUAUCUUUGAA